UUACACCCGCCGGUUGCUCCUUGUCAUGGUCGAGAAAUAACGCAAACACCCGUAAAACUAUACACCUAUUCCAUUCUAUGUACUUUAAAACAAACACAUUUAAUCCUGUAUUACCUUCUAAUUCUUAUAUGGUGCUUAUCAAUUCUCACCAGAAAAGAAAUAGAUUCCAGUACAAAGAAGCAGCAACGAAGAGAAUCAAAUGCCAAAGAUGAAACUGACUUCCAAGGAGAAUUCGAAGACCCUCAUUGCAGCAGUGAUUUCCGGAAUGUGUACAGUUAUGACACUGUUAAAGAAAAUAUACUCGAUGCAUUUAAAUCGAUCAAGACAUUGGUAAAUCAGAAAAGAUUUCAAAAAUAUGUUCAAACAGACUGCUUCGGACUGGAUAAUAUAAAUAAAAAGUUUGAAUGGAGAGAAAAAGACCUAAUGAAGACAGAUUGUGCCAUCGUGGUUGCUGGUGAAACAAGUUCUGGGAAAUCAAGUGUAAUAAACUUGAUCAUCGGCAAGGAAAUUUUGCCCAUUGACAUCAUGGCAACUACAACCAGAGUUUGUAGAAUUAAGUAUUCUGACAGAAUGCGAGUUUCCACGCUGAAUAAAAUGGGAGAGGAGUUAUCCAACUCAGAGUUUGAUGAUGAAGAAAAACUUAUUGAGAUGAUGGAAGAAUUAGCUACGACGGAUGACCAUCAAAUAGAGUAUAUAGAUGUCUGGUUUCCACUACCCAUAUUGAAAGGUAACAUAAUAAUAGUUGAUACACCAGGAAAGGGCGAUGCAGAACAAAAUGAUGUGGCAAAGAAGAUGAUGGAGUAUAUACCAAAUGCAUUGGCUUUUAUUUUCGUUGUAAACGUUGCUAGUGCAGGUGGAUUCCAGGAUGAUAGGCUACUACAUAUAAUUAAACGUAUAAGAGAAUCGAUGAAUCAGAUGUACUGUUUCGAUCCAGAAGAUGCAAUUUUCCUCCUCAACAAAUGGGAUGCAGUUGUCGAUAAGAGAAGAACACGCAGAAGAGACACAUACAUGGAGUUGAAAGAUAAAGUCCAUACGAUAUGGAAAGAAGCAAAAGACAGAAAUAUUCUUAAAUUUGCCUCAGCUAAGGUGCAGGAACAAGAGGUUUUCAAAACCGAAUUUGACAAGUUUCACGAACUUUUAAAAGAAGUUAUCAGCAAAAAUGAAUUUAAAAGAGUUAAAGUUCACCUUGGUUUUAUAGAAUCAUUUCUGAACGAAUGUGACAUAAGUCUUUUGAGCAAGAUAAGAUUUGCAAAUCAAAGUAAAGCAAAGACAUGGUGUGAACUUGAUCAAAUUGAUAGAGAACUGCAAUUCCUUAAGGAUAAAAGACAGGAGGCAUCUUCCAAUCUUCACAAAAGUAUCACAAAGUUCUUUGAGGAAACGGCCGAAGAUCUUCAUCAGUAUAUACACAGCUCAGAGUUUUAUGCUAUUGUUUUCCCAGGAAUAGAUAAAUACAUGCGGUUUAAUAUGGGGCGAGAACUGGAUACUCGCAUAGAAAAGGCUACUCUUUCAUGGCAACAACAAAACAUUGGAAAAUUGUUCAAAAAGAAGAUAUUUGAAAAACUUACAGAUAAUUUUUGCAAUCUUCACAAACGUUUUCACCGGCUUAAAGACAGAAUAAGAGGAUUUACAUCUCCCUUUAACAUUGAUGAGAAGUUUGGUCCGGUCCUUCUAUCCUUAGUUGCUCCGAAUGGUACAGCCUUCCUUGGAAAUCUGGCAAUGCUUUAUAUGUCCGUCGAUCCUAACGUUGCUGCUGCUGUUACUGUGACUGGGGUUAUUGGUAGCAUAGUACUCACAGGAUUGGUUGCGAUGGAUGUACAUGAUGCGGCUGAAAACGUUGCAAAAAAUGCCUACUAUGCUAGAAUAAACAAAAUAACGAAGGAAAAAAUAAAGGUCAAACUUCGUACAACAUAUGCAGAACAAUUUGUACGCGUAGUCAGGGAAUACCUUGAUGGGGAUCUAAAAAAUGAAAUUGAUGUUCUGGAGGAGACUAUGAAGUCAACUAGAAGUAAAAUAGAUUCGUUCAGAACGAAAGUGGAAGUGCUUCUUUCUAUAAGUUCCGAAUUUUCAAAGAUUCGACAGCGUUUAGAAGAUUUAACUGAAGUUGAAAUCAAGCUUGACUGAACAGU
Messenger RNA from Saccostrea cuccullata (small rock oyster), 2126 nucleotides. RefSeq lists its product as uncharacterized. Lineage: Eukaryota; Metazoa; Mollusca; Bivalvia; Ostreida; Ostreidae. The record is from RefSeq and is a predicted model, not a curated record. The transcript is spliced from 8 exons. The annotation marks the transcript as partial.